Messenger RNA from Cajanus cajan (pigeon pea), 1936 nucleotides. RefSeq names its product MATE efflux family protein. The record is from RefSeq and is a predicted model, not a curated record. Lineage: Eukaryota; Viridiplantae; Streptophyta; Magnoliopsida; Fabales; Fabaceae. Gene Ontology annotation, molecular function: xenobiotic transmembrane transporter activity; antiporter activity. Gene Ontology annotation, cellular component: membrane. Gene Ontology annotation, biological process: xenobiotic detoxification by transmembrane export across the plasma membrane.
UUGAUAAAGAUCACUUUAAUUUCUUCAUGUUUUCAAGGCACCUUGCAUGAGUUGAGUUGAGUUGAGUUUUGCAUGCAAUUAUUGUUUCAUUCGGGCAAAAAGGGUUGAAAGAGAAUUUGCCAAAAUAGGUAAACAAAAGAAGGAACAUAAUGGAGGAGAGAGCAGUAGCUCAUCCUCCUCUGAAGGAGGCUCUCCUAGGAAAGGCUCAAAAAUGGGUGAGACAAAGACACCAUUGUUCGAUGGUCCCGAUUCCUUGGAGACAACAGAGCUACACCAUGCUCCCGAGGGUCUAGUUGACACAAAAGUAGGAGACUAUAGUGCUAUAAUUAACACUAGAGAUUUAAAAAAUGUGUUCACUCUCGAAUCCAUAAAGCUUUGGGAAAUUGGUGGCCCCAUUGCUUUUGGUGUACUAUGCAAUUAUGCUGUCAAUUCCUUCACAAAUAUCUUUGUUGGCCACAUUGGAAAUGUAGAACUCUCUGCAGUGUCAAUCUCUCUCUCAGUCAUUUCAAAUUUCUCUUUUGGCUUCUUGCUCGGUAUGGCAAGUGCACUAGAGACUUUAUGUGGGCAAGCAUAUGGUGCUGGACAAGUAGAAAUGCUAGGGGUUUACAUGCAACGUUCUUGGAUAAUCUUAUUUGGUGCAUGCAUCUGCCUCUUGCCAAUUUACAUUUAUGCUGAGCCAGUCUUAAUACUUCUUGGACAAGAACGUGAGAUUGCAGAGUUAGCUGGAGUAUUCACCCUCCAAUCAAUCCCUCAGAUGUUUUCUCUAGCUCUCAAUUUUCCCACCCAAAAAUUCUUGCAGGCACAAAGCAAAGUGGGGUUCCUGGCAUGGCUUGGUUUUGGAGCCCUUCUUUUCCACAUUGUGAUUCUAUUUAUUCUAAUGAAAGUGUGUGCUUUGGGUACAACUGGUGCUGCUGCAGCAUAUUGCACAACAGCUUGGGUCAUUGCUUUGGCUCAAACGGCCUAUGUUAUGGGUUGGUGCAAGGAUGGGUGGAGUGGCUUCUCAUGGUUGGCCUUCAAUGAUCUUUGGUCAUUUGUGAAAUUGUCUAUUGCUUCUGCAGUCAUGCUUUGCCUAGAGGUUUGGUAUUUUAUGAUCUUGAUUGUUCUCACUGGACACCUUGAAGAUCCAGUUAUUGCUGUUGGUUCUCUUUCAAUAUGCAUGAAUAUCAAUGGAUGGGAAGGUAUGUUAUUUAUAGGGAUCAAUGCAGCAGUGAGUGUGAGAGUUUCCAAUGAGCUUGGAUCAGGACGGCCAAGAGCAGCAAAAUAUUCUGUCAUUGUCACAGUUGUUGAGUCCCUCAUCAUUGGAAUAAUUUGUGCAGCCAUUAUUUUAAUCACAAAAGAUCAUUUUGCUAUCAUUUUCACUAAAAGUAAAGACAUGAUGAAAGCAGUUUCUAAAUUAGCAGGCCUUCUUGGAGUAACCAUGGUUCUGAAUAGUAUUCAGCCGGUAAUAUCAGGUGUUGCUGUUGGAGGAGGUUGGCAGGCUUUGGUAGCUUACAUCAAUCUAUUCUGUUAUUAUAUCAUCGGACUCCCUCUUGGUAUCAUUUUUGGUUACAAGUUGGGUUAUAGAGUGAAGGGUAUUUGGGUUGGAAUGAUCUGUGGUACAGCGUUGCAAACUACCAUCUUGUUGCUCAUUGUCUACAGAACAAACUGGAACAAGGAGGUUGAGCAAGCAUCAGAACGAUUGCGGAAAUGGUCGGGACAAGAAUUUGAAACUAAUAGUAACAUGGAAACUAAUCAAACAGCCACAAAAUAAUCUCUUUCAAGCCUAGAGAUCGCUACAUAGUGAUGCUUAAAGUGGACUUCAUCUCUCUUAAAGAAGCUUUCUUCAUAUGCUUAAGAAAUUUAGCCAUCUGCAAAUUAUGUUGGACAAUUUUGGUGGAUCUGCUUUCUUUGAUAGUUUUGUAUUUGUAAAUAUUCAUAUUAUCUAUAUCAUUAUAUA